Cyprinodon tularosa is the source of this 2267-nucleotide messenger RNA. RefSeq names its product cyclin T2a (gene ccnt2a). Bases 44 to 2134 code for a protein of 696 amino acids. The transcript is spliced from 10 exons. Gene Ontology annotation, cellular component: cyclin/CDK positive transcription elongation factor complex; nucleus. Gene Ontology annotation, molecular function: cyclin-dependent protein serine/threonine kinase activator activity. Gene Ontology annotation, biological process: positive regulation of DNA-templated transcription, elongation; regulation of transcription by RNA polymerase II. Lineage: Eukaryota; Metazoa; Chordata; Actinopteri; Cyprinodontiformes; Cyprinodontidae. The record is from RefSeq and is a predicted model, not a curated record.
GUCACUUCCGGUUUCUCGAUGCCGAGGUGAAUGUUCCAGAGUAAUGGCGGCAUGCCGGGGUUCCUCGUCAAAAUGGUUUUUCAGCCGAGAACAGCUAGAAAACACACCCUCACGCCGAUGUGGAGUGGAAUCAGACCGGGAGCUCUCCUAUCGACAACAAGCGGCUAAUCUGAUCCAGGACAUGGGUCAGAGGCUCAACGUCUCUCAAUUGACAAUAAACACAGCUAUCGUUUACAUGCAUAGAUUUUAUAUGCAACAUUCUUUCACCAAAUUCCAUAGAAAUAUAAUAUCCCCAACCACCUUGUUUUUGGCUGCAAAAGUUGAAGAGCAACCCCGGAAGCUUGAGCAUGUAAUCAAAGUAGCACAUGCUUGCUUAAAUCCACAGGAACCUCCUCUAGACACGAAAAGUAAUGCAUACCUCCAGCAAGCUCAAGAGCUGGUGAUACUUGAAUCCAUUGUGCUGCAGACCCUGGGCUUUGAAAUUACUAUUGAUCACCCACACACUGAUGUGGUGAAAUGUACCCAGCUAGUGCGAGCAAGCAAGGAUCUGGCACAGACUUCCUAUUUCAUGGCUACCAACAGUUUGCACCUCACCACCUUCUGCCUCCAGUACAAGCCCACAGUGAUCGCCUGUGUGUGCAUACAUCUGGCUUGCAAGUGGUCCAACUGGGAGAUCCCGGUUUCCACUGACGGGAAACAUUGGUGGCAGUAUGUUGACAACACGGUGACUCUGGAGCUGCUUGAUGAGCUGACCCAUGAGUUUCUGCAGAUUCUGGAGAAAACUCCAAGCAGGCUAAAGAGAAUCCGAAACUGGAGGGCAACACAAGCUGCCAAAAAGCCUAAAACUGAAAACACGGCGUCAGGAGAUACCACAUAUGCUGGACCAUCGUUGCUUCAUGACCACAGUGACGCAGCGCUUCAUGGAGUUUCCUCUUCCAACCCAAGUUUUUCCAAAGCAUGUGCUGCCUUUUCUGUACCCAUGACCGGACAUUCCAGAGGAAUCCCCUUAUCUCUGGACAACAUGGCUGCAACGUUUAAUCCAGCUAGCCAUGGUGAAUGGCCUCAGGUUAACCAGAGCCAUAUAGGGUACCCCUCCACUUGUGUCAAACAGGAACCGCUCAGCCUCCCUAUCCAUGAAUCCAUGCUGUCAUUGCAGACUUCUUCCUCCUCCUCUCUGCUCCAGCAACCACUGCCUUACAAGACUGAAAAAAUAGAUUUAAACCUUGUUAAACAAGAGAAAGUAAGUAGUGGCAGUGGAGCAGGCAAACAACACCCAGCACCUCAGUCUUACCCCAUUUCCACUCAGCCUCCUCCUGUUCAGAAGCUUUCUCUAGAUAAAUACAGAGAGAAACAUUCUGUGGAGUACACUGUCCAGAAACGUAGACAGGAACACCAUGGAGGAGUAAUGGACUGUGAUGUAAAAGGAGAUCAGGCCUCUUCUAGCUAUGCACCAGCCAACAUUUCCCAGAUAGAGCAUAGGAAACAUGCUCAGGCCCACCAAGCCUCUCACAGCAGCACUACAGCCUCCCAAUCGAAAAUGAAAAUCCCUCCUGCCUCAGCUUCAGGACAAGACCGACGCCAUCAUGGAGACAAAUGGGACAAAGGCACACUUAAGGUUCGCCUGCCCGUCCCCGGGUCCAGCGGCAGCUCUCAGCCAGAGAAAAGCGGACAUCAGAGCAAGGACGAGUUUAAGAUGAAGAUCAAAGUCUCAUCAUCAGAGCGGCACAGCUCGUCAGAUGAAGGCAUUUCUGCCAACAACAGCAAGAGCAAACAUUCCAGCCCCCUGGUGAGCAAAGAAAAGCACCGCGGCACAGAACACCACCUCCAUCGCUCCCACAAGCACAGUGGCAACGGGCGAGGGGGUUUAGAGGGUGCAGCCUUGAUGCGUGUUCCUCCAGGGCUGGUCGCUAUGGAAGGAAUGCCACUCGGCCAUCCCGCAUCUGCCUCUUUGUCAUCUUCAUCGCGAAAGAGGGUCUAUCCUGAGGUCGGCCACAACCACCACCCCUCAUCCUCGAGCUCCAAAGUGAGCAAAAUCUCCAAGAGUGGCACUAGUGCUACAGGUGGGCUGCGGACCUCUGAGCAGUUCCUUCGUCCUGGCGAAUCGCCACACGAAGUGGGAGAGCAGAGACACUGAGUCCGCCGCCCUUCAGCCAUGGCCUGCACAUGGAAAUGGCAUCAAACUACCGACCACUGAGACUUUCAAGAAUAUGCUGACCUCUUUGUCAAGUGCCCUAAGAAAUAAUGCUUGUGAAUAUGAACCCUUUACU